CUAAAGACGUGCUUUUGGCGAUUCAACGCGCUGCAGAUUUCAAAAUGUACCCUUCCACAUGUCACUUGCAUGCAGAACGUAAUCUCCGCCAGACGGAUGGGGCUUCGAUUCUGACCGAUUUUACGUCGAUUGCCUCUGUUCUCUCCUAUGUGCGGAGGCAGACCCUAUCAUGAAGAUCUAUCAACCCCCCUGUCACUCCCCCCUAUACGAAUUAACGUCUCAAUCGAUACCCUGAUCUAUUUCUACCCUUGUCCAGCCUUAAAUCGGAUUCUUCCGCCAUGUUCCCGGUCGGGCAAGACUGGAAUCUUAUGUUUCUGGGCGCCGCGCCAACCACAGACACCAAUUUCACGACUCUCCGUCAUCAGCGACCAGGCACGCCAGGCCAGAUGAAAAUCAUAUCGAUAUAACAUUCUGGGAUUUCCCCGUGGCGUGGUGGCUUCGCCCCCCACUCCCUGGAGCGAAAAGCGCUCCUUCUUCUCGUCUUUCUCUUCCCCUCGCGACGUUGGACCACGAGGAGGAAGAAAGGCAAUAUGGGGAUCCGUCCCGUCCUGGACAGAUUUUCUGCUCCAGCAAGAGUACAACGGCUCAGCAUCUUCGCCUUAGCGACUAUUCUAAUUGUUCUCUUUUUCCAAAACACAUUGUUGGCUGAGAACCCGGUCAUCCAUCGACACAAAAAGGUCGACCGAUCGAGGUCGGAUUACUACCUACAAUGGGGACCUUUCGAGCCGCUGCCGAUACCGGGGUUUGUGAAUACUGGACUGCCGGGCAAGAGAUCGUGCGACACUUUGAAAUACAACUCGACUGUGGGGGUGCAGAAGAGCUUCUUCCUCGACGAUGACAUCAAGCAAAUAGCCCUGUCCCUCGACUCGCACCCGAUGGUCGACUACCCCGACGAGAUGAUGAACGAUCCCAAGAUAGAAGCGAAUGAGAUAAUUGACAAGACAUGGUCUCGCCUUUCUGGGUCCAGCGUGUGGCUGCCUGAAAAGAAGGUAUUCUUGUCCGUGACACGGGUCAUCUUCUCCCCCUCCAAGACUCGCUCGGUGCCUAAGAUGAGCUUUUUGCGAGGCCAACUCUUCAAUCAAGACUGGGAGCAUUUGGAUGGUCAUACAAUUACCUGGGCUGGACAACAAUUCACAUUUCCACUGGUCUUUGACGUCCCCACGCAAUGGGAAGAAGACGGAAGCCUGUAUGGACCUGAAGAUCCCCGGAUUAUCUUGGAGGACAACGUCGAAGGUGCCGAGCCCGUUAUCGUAUUCAAUAUGAUCGCGAAACGAACCGAAUGGAAGAGAGCAAUGUACAUCUUCCGACCUUUCUCCAACUACUCCACCGUCCUCACCAUCAAGGACACCGACCGAGAACAUACCGAAAAGAACUGGGCACCAUUCUUCAUUCCAAACGAGCAACAACAGAAAGCAGCUAGCAAGAACCCCUCGAAGGCGGUUGCGCCUGUGCGUCAACCCAGCGAGUACAUCCAUUUCGUUUACAGCUUCAAACCUCUACGGAUCCUGAAGUGCCAUCUCCGCUGUGGUGACUGCGAGUUCGAGUACGAGCAAGAGGUUCCUGACAACUUCAUGACCAAGCAUAACGAAGAGGGUGGCAGCUUACGUGGCGGUACCAACUUCGUGCCAGUGCCUCUCCCAUCGAGCAUGAACAUCGACCCUCGAGUAAGAGUAUACGCUGCCUUUCCUCGAACCAACAUUGAGAAGCAGUGUGACGGCAGUUUUUAUCGUCCGGAGUUCGUGGUAUUGAUCAACAUCGGCACACAGUUCCACCUCGCCUUUGCUUCAGAAUCGCUUGACUUCGGCACCUCCAUACUCGACCUGGGACCUGAAGAUGACCGCUGCGACAAAGGGCGCAUUCUCAUUCCCAACAGCGUCGCUCAGUGGGAUACGAGCCAUGGCCAUGAUGUGAUGAGUGUGACGUUCAGCGUCAACGACGAGACUGUUCAGGUUGCUCGUGUCCAAGGGCUGUUGGGGUUCGUCCGCAAUCUACCUCAAUUCAAGACGCUGCUGAAGAAGGAUGGUCUUCUGAAGGGUGCUGAUUCAGACCUGAUGGGCAUCUUAUCUUCAUGGGUCGGGGACGAUGUACGUGGCUGUCUUGUGGAGGCCGCUCUCAACUAUGCCGCCGCAGCACAGGAGAUUACGAACCCGAAAGAGGGAGGGGAAGUGAUGGAUGUGACAAAGGAGCUAGUGCUCAAGCUCAAACAGGAAGCAGAUUCUGCCAAGCAGAAGGAUGAAGAAAUCUUCAAUCACGGUUUUGAACCAGGACAUGUGUUUUUGGAACAUCCUCCUGAUGAUGAGGGUAUCGAUCAACCUUUCCGCUUCGAGAUGCUGGGCGAGUUUUCCGACGUCGAAGGCCUGUCAGUCGAGGGCUUGGACGGCGAUACCAGCAAGAAUGAGGAUAAGAAAGAGGAAGGCGACAAAGAAGAGGAAAAGAAGGCAGAGGGGAAGAAGGAGGAGGCCAAGAAGGAGGACGAAAAGGAAGCGGAUGAAAAGAAGAACGAGAAGGAGGACACACGAGAGCAGGAGAAGGAGACGACAGAGCAAGGCCAAGAGGACAAGAAUCAAGGUGCUCAAGAAGGAGACGACAACGACGAAGGAAAGACGCCGCAAAACAAACCGGAGAUCCAGCCCAAACCACAGCACGCUCACCACCGAUACCAUAACCAUCAGAACCAUCGCAGAAUGUGGUCGUAAUUGCUCGACAGAGACACAAACCUACCUUCACCCUCGGUCCACAGAUCGCAACAUGGAGUCUUCGGGCCUCAGUAAAGGCCAGCAUCCUAUCUGCUACAGCGUUAUCGUGAGCGACAAUAACCGGGGACCCCGUGACUACGACCAGCCCGGGCAGCGUCUCCUCUAUCACCUUUUCGCGCGGCUUCGCGCACGCUUGACGAGACAAGCAAGGAAAAAGGAAUUGGUUUUCUUCCCGAGGACCUUCGUUUCCGCUUCUUCCAUGCUCCCUGGGGUUGCACAGACAGCGCUCCAGCUCUUGAUUAUCUUUUUCUUUCGUGUUCAGUGACGACUAUUUCUUAUGAAAUGGGAGGGGCGGUCUGUUCUGGCCAUAGACGGUAGGAAGACAGAACAACAAGGAUAGAAUCAGGGUAUAUGGAGGGCGUUCCAAAGGGUGCAGAUAUUGGAUAUUCUUGCUCUCAGCGAGGAGUUCCGGAACUUGUUGGAAGAACUUGAAGAGACUAAUGACGGGACUAGGGUCUAUGCGGGAUAAUGUGUAUGACCAAAGACAUGAAGAAUGCCUGAGUAAGGGGUCAUAGCUCAUACGGAACGAAGAUGAGGAGCACACCAGGCUCGCGUUAACAGAAAUGAAGAUCUUGUUGUCAUCUCUGUCCC
Cladophialophora immunda is the source of this 3347-nucleotide messenger RNA. RefSeq lists its product as uncharacterized. The record is from RefSeq and is a predicted model, not a curated record. Gene Ontology annotation, molecular function: mannosyltransferase activity. Bases 531 to 2696 code for a protein of 721 amino acids. Lineage: Eukaryota; Fungi; Ascomycota; Eurotiomycetes; Chaetothyriales; Herpotrichiellaceae. The transcript is spliced from 2 exons.